Messenger RNA from Glossina fuscipes, 5680 nucleotides. It is a transcript of the gene Psc, whose product is annotated as polycomb group protein Psc. The record is from RefSeq and is a predicted model, not a curated record. Gene Ontology annotation, cellular component: PRC1 complex. Lineage: Eukaryota; Metazoa; Arthropoda; Insecta; Diptera; Glossinidae. Gene Ontology annotation, molecular function: promoter-specific chromatin binding; metal ion binding. The transcript has 7 exons. The coding region runs from base 194 to 5680 and encodes 1828 amino acids. Gene Ontology annotation, biological process: negative regulation of transcription by RNA polymerase II.
AAAAUUAGUAAUUUACACAAAUUGGAAAACAAAAAGAGAUCAAAGUGAAAAGAAGUUUAAAAAUUUUAUUUUCCACACAUUCAUUGGAUUACUUUUACCCCCCACUUGGAUUAACUAUCUCUAAUGGAUUAUUUUAUUCGUAUUUUCCUCUGAGGCAACAAAACAAAGAGUUGAGACGCUUUGUGCUUUGAUUAUGUCUUUGGUACCGUUACCUAUACACAAUACAACAGCAAUCGCUUCUACAAUGACAAUAACAACAAAUUCAGAGGACAAAACGGCAGUAAAAGUGGAAUCAUCUACAGCAACAGUAAAAACAGAAGAACUGAUGGCAAAUUCUCACACUCAAUACGGGCAAAUGCCCUCUACAACGAAUAAAGGAGAAACUAACCGGAAUACAAUAACGACAACAACGGCAACAUCGACAACGACAACAACAACAACGAUAGCGACAGUAGCGAAGGCAAUGGCAACAACAUCAACCGAUAGUGAUGAUGCGUUGCAUGAAAACAAUGACAUUAGCAUAAAAAGUGAAGAUGAAGAUGAAGUAGAGUUGAACCAAAAUGAAUUGUCAUCAAAGAGCCAACAUAAUGGCAUAAACAACAAUAAUAAUAAUAACAACAAUAACAAGAACAGCAACAAUAUUAAUAACAAAAACUAUGCAAAAACCAACGUUAACGGCACAACAAAUUCCAAUAGUAAUACAACAAGCCAACAACAACAACAACAACAACAUGAACAAUAUCAGCAGAAGCAAUUGUCAUUAAACAAAAAUUCUUCAACCACACAUUCCGGGGAUACAUCGUCAUCCUCAUUGGCGGCGUCGUCGUCGUCGUCGUCGUCGUCUUGUACAACAACAUCAAAUGUAGCUUCGUCGUCAUCUCGUCAUAGCAGUAACGUUGUUUCGUCACAAUGUAGCAGCAGUAACAGUAAUAACGCCACCACCGCUUCUACCGCCGCCGCCAAUAACAACAGCAAUAAUAAUAAUAAUAAUGUUAAUAAUAUUCGCAACCAUAAACAAAACGAUUGUGGCAACAAUAUUAAUAAAAAUGAAAAUAGUUUGAAUCAAACUGCGAUCAAAGUUGAGGAUGACGAGGUGGAUGCCGGCAACGCCACUACUACCACUACUGCCGCUACUGCCACCAUUACUACUACCAUCACUACUACCACUACCACAACGCCAGCAAAGCAACAAAAUUCCUCCUCAAAGAAUAAUGCGGCGGCAAUUGAAAGCGUUUGCAAUGAAAGCGAUUCCACCGAGCAAUUGUUGUCGAUGAAACCAUCGCCUGUUUUGUUGAGUGCAGUGAACCCACAUAUCAUUUGCAGUUUAUGUUUCGGUUAUCUGAUCGAUGCCACCACCAUCGUUGAAUGUUUACAUUCAUUUUGUCACAGUUGUUUAAUUAAACACCUACGUACUCAGGAGUAUUGCCCACGUUGUGAAAUGGUAAUUAAUACCGUCAAACCUAAUAUCAAAUCGGAUACUACGUUGCAAGCGAUCGUUUAUAAGCUGGUACCGAGUUUAUAUGAAAAAGAAUUAAUGCGUAAACGUGCCUUCUAUAAAGAUCGUCCCGAAGAAGCGGCUUUAGCAACACCCGAACAAAGAGGUGACGAUACCGAACAUUUGAUAUUUAGUCCUUCAGACUAUAUGUCAUUAUCAUUGGAAUAUGCAGAUAUUGAGGAACUCAACAAAUAUAAAACGAACUAUAAUGAGCUUUUGAAACCGCGUUAUGUUAAAUGUCCUGCUAUGUUUACUGUAGCUCAUCUAAAGAAAUUUGUUUACGGUAAAUUCCAAAUUGAUGCAAAUCGUUUUUUCAUCGAUAUCAUGUACAAAGUGAAAACCAUUGUGUUAUUGGAUCAUUAUACUUUAAUGGAUGUGGCUUAUAUUUAUACCUGGAAGCGAGAUGCUCCAAUGCGCUUUUAUUUUCGCGUAAAGAAAAAUCUUAAACCUUUAUUAAAAGUCAAAAAGAAUUUGUUAAACACUCACUCUAAAACAAGCCUUAUCACUACCACGAUCGCCACUACCACCGCCACCGCAACCGAGAUAACCACCGACACCGCCACCGACACUAAUAAUAAGAUAUUAGAACCAGCAGAAAUUAAAGUAGAAGACGAAGCCGAAGUGUCUUCAACUACGGAGACUCCUAGUCCCGAAACGAAACAUUUCCAAAUUGUUCAACCACCACAAAGUCCUUCCACAAGCUCUCAAGAAUCUCAUACAGCGGACAGUCUAAAAAUAACGUUAGUUAGCAAGCCAAGCAAAGACAAAACUGCUAACUGUCAACCAAACAACGAAUUGAAAUCAAUGAAUCUUAGUAAAUUGGUAAAAGAAAAGCGAGAAAAUCUUCAAGUUUCUUCCACAGCUAACACUCCGUCAACGACCACCGCCCCGAAAGAAGAACGUAAGGUGGAAAACAUAAAAUUAAAAAUUGAUUUGUCUAAACAAAACAGUGUAACCAUUAUUAAUAUGUCCGAUCCGGAACGCAAGGAAAUAGUUAAACCAGUCCGACCUGAUAAAGAAUGGAAAGUGAAGAAUAAAAAGGACAAGGAUACGAAUAGCCCAAAACCUUCGCCUAAAUCCUCGCCACACAAUGAAAGAAAAAGCAAAACACCCAGCCCUUUGACAGUACCACCUUUAACAAUCAAAGCUGAACGCAUAAGUCCCUUAGCCAAGUAUCCUUCCGCAAAUUCUCCUCGUUCUAAUGCCGAUAAAAUGAGUGAAGAAGAAAAGAAAUCACAAUUUCUUAAGUCUUUCUCUUUAACUCCUAUUAAGGACAUCAAACAGGAAAAAUUCGACGAUGAAAAUGAUAAAAAACAAUCGCUUAUUACAAGCUCUUCCAAAAUAAAUGCUCAUAAAGUUAUAACGCCCACUGUUGUAUUUUCCUCAAAGUUACCAACACCAUUACCUCCUAUAAUGAUUAACCAAACCGGCUCGAAGCGCAAAUGCAAAGAUCCGGUAAAAACGGUUGUAAAAAAGCCAAAAAUUUCACCUCCCAUGGCUACAGAGGAUUUCAAGAUAAAAUUGCCGCCCAUCUGUAAUAGCACCAAUGCUAACCAUAGUGAUAAGGCUGUUGCGAAGUCACCGGCAGCAAUUUCUGCUGUCACUAAUCCACCAAAAGACAUUAACGACAAGCCUUUAAUGCCACCUCCGAUCGGAUUGCCAAUGAUGAGACCUCUAGGAAUUGCCUCAAGGAAAGCGCAAAAACCCUCUGGCAGUAAAAUUCCAGCAACUUCACCUGGAUCCCUUAUUCCUCAUCCGCAUAUCCAAGGUAUACAAAUGUCAGCUCCUGGUAAUAGGACACCUAUAGCGAAGCGCUACCAACAUAUCCUUCCUAAGGCGGCACGACCAAAUCCCUUCGCCAAUAUACCCAGCGAUGUGAAUAAGAUCUUAAAAGAAGCAGGCACCGAAAUUAAGACAAUAUUAAACGAUACUAAUGGUUCUAAAGUAUAUGGACCUAAAUCGGAAACUACAACCUUAAUGGGGCCCCCACCACUUAAAACAUCUGUAACUAAAACACAAGCAUCUCCAUGUAAUGUAACUCAGCAACAUAACUCGCCCGCACAUAACGCAAAAUCAACUGUCUCUCAGAAGUCCAAUAAUUCGAAUAGUUAUUUGAAUUUAGCCUUAUUUAAUACUACAAAAGCGAAAGGCAAUGAAGUGCCUCCCGGAUGCCGCACUCCUAUGUACACACCAAAUUCACCUAUCUACUCACCCAAUUCGCCACAAUACGUACCAAACUACAAUAUACCCACUAUGCCCACUUACAAAUAUACACCAAAGCCUUCGAGUUCUUCCAGUAACUUUUUACAAAACGUUCUGGGCUCUAACAGUCAAAUGGCGAACUUGUUCCCAACUCCCCCAGUUAAAAAGGAUUCAAGCAACUCCAACAAGAACUUUAAUAACACGAAUACUAACAACAACAACAACAACAACAAUACCAACAAUUCAACAUCGAACAAUAAUUCAAGCAAUCAACAAUCCAGCAAUAAGCGUUCAUAUCCCUUUGUACGCAGUCCCAGUCCUUUAGAGGAUCCGCCUGAAAAACAGCUAAAAGUGAAAUCGUUGCUUACGUCAUGCAAUAUUAGUAUACCAUCAUCGUUGUCAAUUACUAUUACCAGGGAAGACUCCGAAUCAGCGACUAAUAAUUCUGCUUAUCCUAAACAUAAGAGUCCAGUAAAUAAUUAUAUUGAAAUUUUAAAACUUCCCGAUCAUCCAGUGGACAACAGUGAGAAUAAACGCUCAACGCCACCCUCCAUAGCAAGUUCGCAACAUCUCGCCUUACAAAAUAAUAAAAAUGCCCAACUAUUUCCUAAUCCGCCCAUCAAACGUGAUCUCAAUCAAUCGCCUAAUGCAAUGAAAGCUGCGGCCAAUCCAGCUUUAGCAAGCCUUUUAAUUGCUCAAAGUAAUAACAAUAACUGUUCCAUAAAAACUAAUUGCAACGCGAACGGGCCAAAAUCCAACAACAUUUCCAAUACGAACGGACCUACCAAAAUCCCUAACAAUAAUCAGAAAUUAAAUAAUAUAAGCAAAACACCUCCUGCGAAAACUCCCAGUCCGGAAAAGAAACUUUCAGUGAACGGAAACAUAAAUAGCGAACAGAAAUCACCAAAAUCGCCAGUAUCAUCGUCAGACGGUAACAGUAGCCAGGCCAGUAAAAAGUUCCGUCAUAUUCUCCCUCGGCAAAUGUGUAGUUCAGCAAGCGAAUCCACGGGCAACACAUUGCCCGCAACGAAGCCUACCAACAAUGCGAAUAAUGGUAAUGUAAUUGGAACUUACGCCUCACCAAAUGGCAUAGCGAUAAAAAUCCAUUCCCAAAAGAAAGUGCAACCAUCGAAAAAAUCACCGGGCUCGAUGCUCCUGGCACCUAAAUCUAACCUGCUUUCACCAAACGCACCGGCGGCAACGAAUUCGGUAAAACCACCCAGUAAAUCACCGCAAAACGCAAAGAGUAUAAACAAACCUAAUAACGCAUCUUUAUCAGCGGUUAAUAAUACAGCUCCCUCCAUACCGUCGUUGCCGUCGUUGCCAAUAUCACAUCCUCCCCCCAUGCCCUCGAUGGCUGUUACUAUGCCCAAUCUACCACCUCAUUUGGGUAUAGCAACAGCUGCCGGUCAAGCUGAACUAAGCAAACUUUUCAAAGAGAAUUUGUUCAGAGCCCAAGUGCAGGCUGCAGCCGCCGCCAAUCCAUCAAAUAUGUUUUACUCAUACGCUAAUGCAGCCGCCCAAAUGAGCCAAUAUACACCCAUCUACAAUUAUCAGCAAGCGUACAUAAUGGAACAGCUAUCACGUAUGCGUGCCGGAAAUGAAGCUUUCACUGAGUACAUGCAGAAAUUAAAAAAUAGCAUGGAAGCCAAUAAUAAAACGCCUGCUGAGCAACGAAAAGAUAACAGAAUAGCGAAUCCCUCGUCCCCACAUGUACCUCAAGUAAAUGCAGCAACACCAUCAGCAUGCAGAUCUAAACUACCUACACCACCACCACCACCACCACCACCAUCACCACAAUUAUCGCACACAAAACCCACAGCAACGACAACUUGUACGGCACAGUCAUCAACAUCCAACUCCAAUUCAUUGACUGCCACCAUCAACACUACCACCGCUACGGCCUCAGUAACAGCAACAGCAAUAACGACAAAAGACUCUAACACGAUUACUAAUGUUAAGCAAACUUCAAAAGCAAAGUGA